AUGAGCCGUGGCCCUUCCAUCGGCGCCCAGGACAGGACAGGGCAGGAUGAGGAACCAAGUCCCGACAGGCCUGGUGACUCCAUGAAGCGCACAUGCAGCAUGUGCGCCACGAGAAGCCCGGCCAACAAGGAGUACAUGCCCCGAGUCACCCCACUGACGAGAAGGAAAGAAAAGGUGAAGAGAACCGGUGGCCACAGGGCAGCUGCCUCUGGUGCUGAGGGCCGCUGCCGGCCUGGGCGCGUCAUCUCAUCUGGAGGCUGGUCACGUUCUCCUGUAAAGACCCGGGGAGCUGCAAGCCUGGGACCACUUCACACCCAUGACACACAGCGACUGAAACUGUGA
Messenger RNA from Rangifer tarandus platyrhynchus (Svalbard reindeer), 342 nucleotides. Lineage: Eukaryota; Metazoa; Chordata; Mammalia; Artiodactyla; Cervidae. The record is from the annotation of a GenBank genome assembly.